AUGAGGCUCCCUUAUAAGUGGAAGAGGAGAGACAGUGUCAGAGUGACUCAUGAGAAGACUCGCCUGGCCACUGCUGGCUCUGAAGGUGGUGAUACGUGGAAUCCCCUUGAAUUGUGUUAUCAGUUAGGAAACAUGCAAGAAAGAUUAGCUAACAACCUGAUACUAAAGGGCGUAUUGACAACAGAGAAACAGAACUUCCUACUGUUUGACAUGACGACACAUCCCCUCACCAACAACAACAUUAAGCAGCGCCUCAUCAAGAAGGUCCAGGAAGCUGUUCUGGACAAAUGGGUGAAUGACCCUCACCGCAUGGACAAGCGCUUGCUGGCCCUCAUUUACCUCGCCCAUGCCUCCGAUGUUCUGGAGAAUGCUUUUGCGCCCCUUCUGGAUGAGCAGUACGAUUUAGCCACCAAGAGAGUGCGGCAGCUCCUGGACUUAGACCCCGAAGUGGAAUGUCUGAAGGCCAACGCCAACGAGGUUCUGUGGGCGGUGGUGGCUGCGUUCACCAAGUAACUGCUCAGAAGGAAGUGUUCUCCUUCUCGCUCGUAAACCAGGAGCUUUUCUUCGCUCGGCUUCUGGUUUUCUGCAUUUGUACUUUCCCACAUUAUAAUUGAUUAGCUUUUGUUUUAUGAAAUGAU
This is a messenger RNA of Rhinolophus ferrumequinum (greater horseshoe bat), 638 nucleotides long. RefSeq names its product Golgi phosphoprotein 3-like. The transcript has 2 exons. Gene Ontology annotation, biological process: retrograde vesicle-mediated transport, Golgi to endoplasmic reticulum; Golgi vesicle budding; Golgi organization. Bases 1 to 513 code for a protein of 170 amino acids. Gene Ontology annotation, molecular function: phosphatidylinositol-4-phosphate binding. The record is from RefSeq and is a predicted model, not a curated record. NCBI's taxonomy places the organism in Eukaryota, Metazoa, Chordata, Mammalia, Chiroptera, Rhinolophidae. Gene Ontology annotation, cellular component: Golgi cisterna; cytosol; trans-Golgi network.